UACACCUCCUUUUGGAGUUUUAUUAGCUCAUUCGUUUCUCUGCAGCCUAUUUCCGUCGUCCAUUGACAGCUGGGCCAUCCCAACCCCCCACCCCCUCACCAGCGAGCUCCUCCUUGCUGCGUGCAUCGUGAUCUCGUGGAUGCAGAGUCUUGCAGAGAACGCAGGGUCACCUUCUGUUCCCGCAAAAAGGGGAAACACGGUCUAAAUUUGCUGCAGAGGCUGUCGGGCGCCGCAGCACCACAAGCAGCGUCUUUGUGCAUGAGGAACCCAGCUCUGCUGCAGAGGACAGGUUUAGUCUUUAGAGAGCUUUGCCACAUCCGGGAAAAUGUCUGGCUCCUACGAUGAAUCCGCAGGUGCUGACGACACCAUGGACAGCUUCUGGGAGGUGGGGAACUACAAACGUGCUGUCAAGAGAUUUGACGACGGCCACCGGCUUUGCAAUGACCUCAUGGGCUGUCUGCAAGAACGUGCCAAGAUAGAGAAAGCCUAUGGUGAUCAGUUAACUGCAUGGUCCAAGAGGUGGAGACAACUCAUUGAGAAAGGUCCGCAAUACGGCACUGUGGAGAGAGCCUGGCUGGGUGUGAUGACCGAGGCAGAGAAAGUAAGCGAGCUGCACCAAGAUGUGAAGAACAACCUGCUGAAUGAGGACGUGGAGAAAGUGAAGAACUGGCAGAAGGAGGCGUAUCACAAGCAGAUGAUCGGAGGCUUCAAAGAGGCCAAGGAGGCUGAGGAAGGCUUCAAAAAGGCUCAGAAACCAUGGGCCAAAAAGCUCAAGGAGAUGGAGGCGGCAAAGAAAACAUACCAUAUGGCCUGCAAGGAGGAGAAGCUGGCUGCAGCCAGAGAGGCCAAUGGUAAGACCGAGGCCUCUGUCACGCCAGACCAGCAGAAGAAACUUCACGAGAAAGUGGACAAAUGCAAACAGGAUGCACAGAAGGCUAAAGAGAAGUACGAGAAGUCUUUGGACGAGCUGAAUAAGUGCACUCCUCAGUAUAUGGAGUGCAUGGAGCAGGUGUUUGACCAGUGCCAGCAGCAUGAGGUCAGGAGGCUGACCUUCCUCAAGGAGGCCUUGCUGGACAUCAAACGCCACCUAAACCUCACCGAGAACCAAAGCUAUGCCACAAUAUACAGAGAGCUGGAGCGCACAAUUCUGUCUGCAAACACACAAGAGGACCUGAAGUGGUUCAGCAACAACCAUGGCCCAGGGAUGCCCAUGAACUGGCCUGCAUUUGAGGAGUACAACCCAGAUCAAGCUGCUGCUCCUCCAAAGAAGAAGAGACCAGACGGAGCCCCUCCCACUCCGAGCACUGAUCACGUGGCGCCACCUGGUGACCGAAGCAGUGUAAGCAGCUAUGACAAGAACCAAGCCUAUUCGGCUGAGUGGUCAGAUGACGAGCAGCCCACAACAUUCUCAGGCAACGAGAACGGUGGAAACAGGAACUCCUUCGAAGACGAUUCCAGCACUGGGAAAGGGGUCCGUGUCCGUGCCCUUUAUGACUACGAGGGCCAGGAACAGGACGAGCUGACCUUUAAAGCAGGUGACGAGCUGAUCAAGAUCGAAGACGAAGACGAGCAAGGCUGGUGUAGAGGUCGUUUAGACAGCGGCCAAGAGGGACUGUACCCAGCCAAUUAUGUUGAGCCUAUCUAGUCCCCGUAACUGGACAAAGACAUGCCGCUGGAGGCAGCUUGAACUGUCCCGUCCAACUGCACCGCACAUAGCCAGAGACUUGAGCAACACAUCCCUUGCCCAACAGAAGCGCCAAGCAGACUUGCCUAAAUAAAACUUAGUAAGCUAAAAGACACUGUACCCAUAUAAAUAUUUUAUCCAGCAUCUGGGGUGGGUGGACCUACACGUUCAACAGCAGUAGUUAUAUCAGUGUAAACGCACUCAGCUUUAUGAUCAAGACCGUGCAGGGACACACUGUUUCUCUGUGUAGCUGUUUUAUUAGAUAAUGCAGCUUGUUAUAUCUCACAGUGUGCUGCAGUGUGUUCUCUUGUGGAAAAGGGAAGAUAAUAUAAUCAGUUUUACCCGUCUAACAAAGAAGAGCUUCUCUAACCUGCGUUGUAUAUAUACAGUGUGAUGCCAUUUUGUGUAGUAUUGUUAAUGCUGUGUAUGUCAUUCUUAAACCAGGAAUGCCGCGUAGUGUUAAAAGUACCACAAGCCGUAUCCUCUUUAAUUUUUAUUUUAUUUUUAUUUAAUUCUUCAUUUUUCUUUGCAGUUUGGUCCACCAUCUUUGCCGGUGUGUGCAGUGCUAUGUGUUUUGAACCCUUUCUCAACUUGCAUAGCAGCAUGUGCUAUGCAAAGACUUUGCAUUUCCUUGAAUCCUGCAGCCUUGUUUGAGCUCCAACUCGAUGCAACACUUCAACUACAAAUGCAGUAUCACAUGCGUCUGGACAUAUGUGCAUGCUUGUGGUUUCGCAAGCAAAAAAAAAGAAAGUUUCUCAAUGAACCAACUUUGUUUUUGUUUGAUGUUUUGCAUUCAAUGUGUGUGUCAUCCUCAGCACUGUAAAUCCUUUGACGGCAUCAUCCUCAUGCAAAACCAUGGAAAGGAUUUACAGCUACCACAGAAGUCAGGUCUAUGGGACAAACAUUCCCUCAGAGCCAAGUUGGAUCAGUCACCUUGUGGUUUGCGCUACAUUUAUAAGCGGGUUGUCUUGAACAUUACUGAUGCCCAAGACUCUUUUUCCAGAGCAAAAGGCCAAUGGAAGCAUGUCAAGACAUUACUGUGCAGCAGGCUAUCGCCUGAAAAUAGAUGCCUCUCCAACAGGACAUGAAUGUACCAAUGAUUGGGCUUGAAAGAGGGCAUUUUGUCUAAACACUAUUCUUUACUGUCAUAAAAAGCCCUCCCUAGCUAAAUGCACUCGUAUGUGGCCCGUUCCCUUACCGAGCCAAAGAAUGACCUGCUAGUUAUGAAUUUUCUCCCCAUGCACUAAACGCAUAGCUCUUGCUUCCCAGGUCACCCCAACAUCUUUUGUUCCGCAAAAAACUGCUAAAGAUACAAGGAAUACAAAGAUGCACUGCAUAUACUCACACUAGACCCAGUGGACUACAUGUUGGUGACUGACUGCAUUAGAAAAAAUAAGAUUUAGUGACCCAUCUUCACAGCAGAAUUGCCAUCAAAUUCUGAUGCAAGAUCAAACUGCCUUAGGACAUGGAGCUGCUACAUGUACUAUAGUCAUAGACCUUUGUAUCAGCUCAAGCACAGAACCCUGAGGAAUCCCACCACUGCCACCGUUUACUGUAGCACAAAUAAUAGGAACACAAAAAUAUCUAGUUUGCAGAUUUUUUUUAUUUUUUAUUUAUUUUUUAAUUCUUCCAUACAUUUUCAGCCACUUAUCCGGGGUCGGGUCACGAAGGCAUUAGCCCAAGGAGGGAGGCCCAGACUUCCCUUUCCCCAGCCAAUUGGGCUAGGUCAUCCGGGGAAUCCUAAGGCGUUCCCUCACCAGCCGUGAGACAUAGUCUCCCCAGCGUGUCCUGGGUCUUUCUAUAGUUCUUCUCCCAGUUGGACGUACCCGGAAAACCUCACGAGGGAGGCAUCCUAACUAAAUGCCCGAGCCACCUCAGCUGGCUCCUCUCGAUGUGAAAGAGUAAACGGAUCUUCUCCGAGCUCCUCCUGGAUGACCGAGAUUCUCACCCUAUCUCUACGGGAGAGCCCAGCCACCAUGCGGAGAAAACUCAUUUUGGCCGCUUGUAUCCGUGAUCUCAUUCUUUCGGUCACAACCCAAAGCUCGUGACCAUACGUGAGGCUUUGAACGUUGAUUUUAUUUUUUUUAUAAAUUUAAUAUAAGGAACUGUUCAUCAGAAAUGCUUAAAAAGUGACAUAACUUUUCAUGGCAGAGUACAUCUCUCUGAAGAUGGUGAGAGUGUGUAUUCAUAAAACUUCAUUAAACAUGCGAGACACAAGCUUUGCCAGAUCUGUAUGAAAUAGCAGUUUUGCGUGGUUUCAGAAUGUGAUCAGACAUGAUCUGCAUGACAGUUCUGCGGUGCUGACUGAAAUCCUGUCACUAAAUGGUUUAUUUUUCCAUCAAAAUAUUCCUAUAUUUGUCUUCCUAGAAAUCACAUUUAUGGCAAGAAUUUCCAUCCAUCAGGUGUCAAUAAGUGAGUUGUGUUACUCAGCUGCCCCUAAAUCUCUGACUGGAUCAAGGGAUAAUGCUUUUUUAUAACUUAGUUAUUAAAGUCAGUGGACCAGGAAAGGUCAGAUGUGUUUAGCUCUGUGUCUGAGGCGGGAUUUUGAUCUCACAUGAGAGAAGAAACACAUCACCAGCUCACAGGACUUACCUUAGAGUCUGAGCUGUCCAGCAUAGCAAAAAUGACUUCUGUUGUCAAACUGUCCCACAUUCUUGAUGCAAACCUACCCAUCUUCAAGCGCAUAACCUACAUAGCCAGGUUAGCAUUUUGGGGAUAAAACAUCUUGACCAUCCAGUGUGUAUGAGUUGUGUAAAUGUAAUGAAAAGUUGUAAAAAAGAAUUUAAAAAAUUGCAAAUGCAAAAUGUAGUGUUAUACGUGUUUCAUUAAAUGACAGCAAAUGGAAAACAUAUUAAGAAAUAGGUACCAUAUCGUACGAAUUUUAUUGCAAUGGAAAUGUCCGUGUAUCAUAAAAGCGUGAUGUUAUCCCACGCGUCCGAUUUGUAUAUGAUGAUGUAAUUUAAAGAUGAUAUUAUUCUAUUGUAACUGUACAACUGUGUUGAGUUGAAAAUGAGACCUAACUAUGUUGAGACAGUAAAAAGGUGUAUAUGUAAAUGCAUUUUUAUGUUGAUCUCUUCCUUAUGCACACAUGGGGCUGCAGCUCACAAUGUGAAAACCCCAUUUAGUGGUCCAGAAGAUGUGUGUUCAUAGUUAGUGAUGUACUUUUAUCUCCUAACUGGUGUAGUGCCUGUUCAUCUUGGUGUAACAAGACGUUCAUUUAAAUAUGCAUAAAAGGUGAUUUUGAUCACCGGUAAUAAUGACAACAGUUAUAUAAAAAAAACACUCCAAACAAAUUUGCUGUGAUGGUGUCAGUAUGGAAAUAUUGGUUUGGAAGGGAAACAAGGUUGUUGAAAAAAAAAAGUUCUGUCUGUGUGUUUUUUGUAUGUGAUUUUCUUUGUUGUCUUUAUUAAAAAGACACUUUGUCUGAAUGUAAACCCCAAGCAGAAAUGCAAAGAUGGGCUCAUUUAACGAGAUGAGUUUUAUAAAAAGUAUUAUUUUUAACCCGUUUUCCAAACAAAGUUGAUGCUUGCAAAUACAGUAAACAUAUCUGGUAUUGUUGCGUAAAAUUAUAAAGUAAUAUAAAAACUGGAUAAAGGCACAAUACCUGUGACCUUUAGUCAUUAGCUAAAUUUAUUUCUGAACACCGCAAAGGCCAUCACUGAGCCAAUUUGGUAACUAAAAAUAAGUUUAACAUGACACUCAAAAAUUGGUGUUUGUUCAAAUAUAAACUUAAAGAUGACUCAGAUUGACCCACAGCUCAAUGCUGAACAAACAUGAGAACUAAACCUAGCAGAAAUCAUGUAAAAACCUACGAGCAAACCCCCAGGUUAAGAGCCCAUGUGUAAAUGGAUGCAGAUAAGGAGGAUUUAUAUGCUGUUGCUAGAAACACUCAGUUGUAGCCUGUCACACACACACAUACACAAGAGAAAUGUCUGUGCCACUGCAAAAAUAAAUAAUUAUGCUUCACUGAGAUGGAAAACAUUAUUGGGAGAUGAUUAUUAUUAUUAUUUUAAAAGCCAUAUUCACAAAAACAGCACAAUUGGCGGUGAUCUGCCUUAAAUCUCACCAACCACCAGGCCUUUUGUCUGCAGUCAAUUAAUGCAAUCAAGAGCUUGCAGACUGCUACACCACCCCAGCUUGGUCAAUAUAGAAUGGAGAUGGGCACAACAAUUUUAUCAACAAUAUUAAUAGUUUCUGCUAUUUCUUUAAAGAAACCUAUUAUAACUUAAAAAUAUAAAUUUAUUUGAUUGUUCAAUACAAUAUGUUCAUGAAGUUCUAGAAUUUCUCACACAUAAAGUGAUCUCAGCGAUUUUAUGGUUUACAGUUUCAGUACCUUCCAGAAUGAGCCCUUUCAUGGCUCUGUCACUUUAAGAAAACAAGCCGGAGCUGGCCACGCCCACCCAUCUCCCAUUCAGGCUGCUUAAAGCUGAAAAACGGGCUCCGAGUGCAGGGCACUCAGACUUUGCUUGAGAUGAAUGUGAGCUGUGAGCAGUAAUCUGGCUGUGAUUCCUGAACUCACACGCAGGAUGGAUUUGAUCAUGGAGAACGCUACUGCACUAUGUGGUGGAAAUUAAACUCCAUUAUACGGCUGUUUGUACACCCUUGAGAUCAGCAAGACAGAAGGCAGUGAGGAAAUGUUAUCUGUAGCCUGGCCUGCCAGACUCGUCCUCUGUUUAAUUCUGAACAGAGAAAGAGUCUGGUAACUCACAGGCAGAGAAGCACAUGAGGGGCGGGACCAGGCAGCCCAAAAAUAACCAAUCAGAUAAAAGACGGAAAUGCAGACUGUACCGCGCAACGCUGUAGUUUUUUAGCUGUAGUCAAAAAAGGCGUCUGGCAACGGCGCAAACAUCUUUUUUUUUAGAAGAAAGACUUUCAGAGCUUCUACUGGUUGUGGUUUUAACGACACUUAAGACAUUUAGAACAGAGGAAUGAGCCACAGCAAACUCCGCCGCCGUCUUCAUUGCUUAUGAGAAACUGAGCGUUGCAGUGUGUGACGUCUGCGAUGCUGUAGUUUUCUAGCUGUAGUCAAAAAUCGCAUCUGGCGACAGCGCAAACAUCUUUCUUUAGAAUUAAGUCUUUUAGUGCUUCUACUUGUGGUUUUAAAGACAUGUCCAAGUAAUUCAGAGCAGAGGAAAGAGUUGGAGUUAUGUUUGACAAACUCGGAGUUAUGGUGUGUGACGUACGCUACUCAGCGCUGAUUGGCUCAGUUAGAAUUCUCAGGGGGUGGAGUUAUUUGAAUAGGAGAGUUCCCAGACCCUUUCCCUGAGCAGAAUUAAACAGAGGAGGAGUCUGGCAGGCCAGGGUAUCUUAUCUCUGUCCUGGUCCAAAACAAUUCAUGUCAACUAAAUCUGGCUCUCCUCGCUUUAAGGCCCUGUCCACACGUAGCCGGGGAUCUGCCAAAACGUAGAUAUUUUUCUACGUUUUGGCCUGUCAUCCACACGAAAACGGAGUUUUUUCACACGAAAACGGAUCUUUUUAAAAACUCCGGCCAAAGUGAAGAUCUGCGUUUUCUCCGUUUUGGGUGUCUGCGUGUGGACAGACAAAACCGGAGUUUUAAGGUCCGCAACAAAAAAAUGCUGACAUCACGUGUGCGACCUGUGUUUACACUAGCCGACAGCAUGGAUGCCCUCAGAGCUGCGCUCGCUUUAUCAAUUGUCCAAGCGCUUUUUGCUUGUUUGUUUUUGCAAGCGGAAUUACUGCUCCUUGCGGAAGACCACAGACGAAGGACGAGGUUAAGAACGGGGGAAGUACUGCCGCCUACAGGUCUGGCAUGUCCUUAACAACGUAUUUAUCCGGGUACGUGUGGACCAUGGUGUGGACAGUUUUUUUUAAACGAGGUGGUGUGGGUGCAAGUUUUUGGAGGGGCGGAUAUUCGUUUAAAAAAAACGGCUACGUGUGGACUAGGCCUAACUUUGUCUGAAAAACUCAAGACUCCCUGAGAAAUGAUUACAGGUCUGCCCUCACAAACCCACUCCUGACGUGGAACUGUAUGUGCGUUUGAAUUUGAGGCAUUUUACAGCUGGAGGGUAACUUUGCUGGUGUCCUGUGUCAUAGUGACAGUUCCUUCCUGGUCUGCAAUGUGUAAGUGUGUCCAAAACUGGAGAAAGGUUGGAUAUCUGUUUUCCUGCCACAGCAGAUAGACACACAGAUGGAUAAAUUGUCCAAGAUUAAAAACAGUCCACAGAUCAAGAAUUUAACUUUCAGUGAUAAUUUAAUCUUACAAACAUUCAUCAAACAUAAAUGAGUUUUCAUCUGUUUGCAACUCCUCACUUGCAUACAUGUGCUGCUGUGGGAGUCGAAUGCCAACUGAUUCACCCCACAUUCUGGCCAGUGGAAACUUCAGACGCCACACAAAGAAAAUAACACACUUCUUGUGUGACAACAAUGACCACGUCUGACAGCAAGAAUAAAAACAAACAUGCAUCAUCAAUCAGAUCAUCAGCAGAAAACAGUUUACUGUUCAAAUUGUGAGCCAAAGGAGUCCCUAUUGUCAUUUUAGCUGGUCUGUCACAUCUCAACACCCCUGAUGUUUACACUGUUACUAAGGCUCAAGGCGUUUUUUUGAUGACCUGGUCCAACACGUGAUGUCCUUGUAUUAAACACAUUCAACAAAACCAGCAGUCAGAGCGGAAAAUGGAGAAUCAGUUGGCAAAAUUAAUGGCUUUUAACUCCAAAGUCUCUUUUCCACAUUGCGCAAUCCACACACGUCUACACACAAAGCUUUCAAAACACUCAUUCUGCUCACCACAAUUCCAUGUGCUUGAUUUUCAACUAAAUUUAAAAAAAAAAUUUAAAGAAAUCUAAAAAAAAAAAAAAAAAAAAAAAAAAACAA
Molecule: messenger RNA, 8516 nt
Organism: Nothobranchius furzeri (turquoise killifish)
Lineage: Eukaryota; Metazoa; Chordata; Actinopteri; Cyprinodontiformes; Nothobranchiidae
Gene: pacsin1a
Product: protein kinase C and casein kinase substrate in neurons 1a
Biological process (GO): cytoskeleton organization; plasma membrane tubulation; regulation of endocytosis
Cellular component (GO): plasma membrane; endosome; cytoplasm
Molecular function (GO): protein binding; phospholipid binding
Source: RefSeq, a predicted model, not a curated record